Molecule: messenger RNA, 5470 nt
Organism: Ornithorhynchus anatinus (platypus)
Lineage: Eukaryota; Metazoa; Chordata; Mammalia; Monotremata; Ornithorhynchidae
Gene: TBC1D9
Product: TBC1 domain family member 9
Exons: 21
Coding region: 216-4052 (1278 amino acids)
Molecular function (GO): calcium ion binding
Source: RefSeq, a predicted model, not a curated record
UCCGGCUGAAGGGGGUCUGGGCCGCAGACGCUCGGUCGACCGGCUGGUUUGGGUGGCCGGGCUGCCGAUCCAUCGCCCGACUGAUCGAUCGCCCGGCUGCCGAUCGGUCAGUCACCCGGCUGAUCGGUGGCCGGGCUGCCGAUCGAUCGAUCGCCCGGCUCCUGAUCGAUCUCCCGGCCGGCGAUCGAUCGGCCGUCUCGGCGGGGCCCGGGAGCAUGUGGCUGAACCCCGAGGAGGUGCUGCUGGCCAACGCGCUGUGGAUCACCGAGCGGGCCAACCCCUACUUCGUCCUGCAGCGGAGGAAGGGCCACGGCGGCGAGGGAGGCGGCGGCGCCGGAGGACUGGCCGGUCUUCUGGUGGGAACUCUUGAUGUCGUUCUGGACUCCAGUGCGAGGGUUGCCCCCUACCGAAUCCUCUAUCAGACUCCAGACUCGCUGGUGUACUGGACCAUUGCCUGCGGUGGAUCAAGGAAGGAAGUCACUGAACACUGGGAAUGGCUUGAGCAGAAUCUGCUGCAGACGCUGUCCAUCUUUGAAAAUGAAAAUGAUAUAACAACGUUUGUGAGGGGAAAGGUCCAGGGAAUCAUUGCGGAAUACAACAAAAUCAAUGAUGUGAAGGAAGAUGACGACACAGAGAAGUUUAAGGAAGCCAUCGUGAAAUUCCACCGGCUGUUUGGGAUGCCUGAGGAAGAGAAACUGGUCAACUAUUACUCUUGCAGCUACUGGAAGGGCAAGGUUCCUCGCCAAGGCUGGGUGUACCUCAGUAUUAACCACCUGUGCUUCUAUUCCUUCCUUAUGGGAAGGGAAGCCAAGUUGGUGAUCCGCUGGGUGGACAUAACCCAGCUGGAGAAGAAUGCCACGCUGCUGCUGCCUGACGUGAUCAAAGUGAGCACAAGGUCGAGGGAACACUUCUUCUCCGUCUUCCUCAACAUCAAUGAGACGUUCAAGCUCAUGGAACAACUGGCCAACAUCGCUAUGCGGCAACUUUUAGACAACGAGGGAUUCGAACAAGACAGAUCGCUUCCCAAAUUGAAAAAGAAAUCCCCCAAAAAAGUGUCUGCUUUAAAACGAGAUCUUGACGCCAGGGCAAAGAGUGAGCGAUACCGUGCCCUCUUCCGACUGCCCAAGGAUGAGAAGUUAGAUGGUCACACCGACUGCACCCUGUGGACUCCGUUCAACAAGAUGCAUAUUCUGGGGCAAAUGUUUGUGUCCACGAAUUAUAUCUGCUUUACCAGCAAGGAAGAAAACUUGUGUAGCCUGAUUAUUCCACUCCGAGAGGUGACAAUAGUGGAAAAGGCAGAUAGCUCUAGUGUAUUACCCAGCCCUCUAUCAAUCAGCACCAAAAACCGCAUGACUUUCCUCUUUGCCAACUUGAAAGAUAGAGACUUUCUGGUGCAGCGGAUCUCCGACUUCCUGCAGCAAACCACUUCAAAAAUCUACUUGGACAAAGAGAUGGCAGGAAGCUACAACAGUUCAGAUGAUGAGGUACAGGGAAAGGCUUAUUCAAGGCCCAGUAGCCUGGUUUCCUCAAGCCCGCAGAGAAGCUUGAGCUCCGAAGCGGAGGGAGAGCGGCAGUUCAACCUGAACGGCAACAGCGUUCCCACGGCCACGCAGACGCUGAUGACCAUGUAUCGGCGACGGUCUCCUGAGGAAUUCAACCCCAAAUUGGCCAAAGAGUUCUUGAAAGAGCAAGCUUGGAAGAUUCACUUUGCCGAGUAUGGACAGGGGAUCUGCAUGUACCGCACGGAGAAAAGCCGAGCCCUGGUGUUGAAGGGCAUCCCCGAGAGCAUGCGCGGAGACCUCUGGCUGCUGCUUUCAGGAGCCAUCAAUGAGAUGGCCACCCACCCUGGCUAUUAUGAAGACCUGGUGGAGAAGUCGAUGGGGAAGUACAACCUCGCCACAGAAGAGAUCGAAAGGGAUUUGCACCGCUCCCUACCAGAACACCCGGCUUUCCAGAAUGAAAUGGGCAUUGCUGCUCUGAGGAGGGUGCUAACGGCCUACGCCUUUCGAAAUCCCAACAUAGGCUACUGCCAGGCCAUGAACAUUGUGACAUCUGUGCUACUUCUGUAUGCAAAAGAGGAGGAAGCGUUUUGGUUGCUAGUGGCUUUGUGCGAGCGCAUGCUUCCGGACUACUAUAACACAAGAGUUGUUGGAGCACUGGUGGAUCAGGGCGUCUUUGAGGAGCUGGCCCGAGACUACGUCCCUCAGCUGUACGACUGCAUGCAGGACCUGGGAGUAAUCUCCACCAUCUCCCUGUCUUGGUUCCUCACCCUCUUUCUCAGCGUGAUGCCAUUCGAGAGCGCCGUGGUGGUGGUCGACUGUUUCUUCUAUGAAGGAAUCAAAGUGAUCUUCCAGCUGGCACUGGCCGUGCUGGAUGCCAAUGUGGACAAGCUGCUGAACUGCAAAGAUGACGGGGAGGCCAUGACUGUCCUGGGAAGGUAUUUAGACAGCAUAACCAACAAAGAUAGUACCCUGCCUCCCAUCCCUCAUCUUCACUCCCUGCUCAGCGAUGAUGUGGAACCUUACCCUGAGGUGGACAUCUUCCGGCUCAUCAGAACAUCGUAUGAGAAAUUUGGAACCAUCCGGGCUGAUUUGAUUGAACAGAUGAGAUUCAAGCAGAGGCUGAAGGUGAUCCAAACCCUUGAGGACACUACGAAGCGCAAUGUGGUGCGGACCAUUGUCACAGAAACUUCCUUUACCAUUGAUGAACUGGAGGAACUCUAUGCUCUUUUCAAGGCGGAACAUCUCACCAGCUGUUACUGGGGUGGAAGCAGCAGUGCCUUGGACCGCCACGACCCCAGCCUGCCCUACCUGGAGCAGUACCGCAUUGACUUUGAGCAGUUUAAGGGGAUGUUUGCUCUCCUGUUUCCCUGGGCGUGCGGGGCUCACUCAGAAGUGCUAGCUUCACGCCUGUUCCAACUGCUGGAUGAAAAUGGAGACUCUCUGAUCAACUUUCGGGAAUUCGUGUCUGGGCUAAGUGCAGCAUGUCACGGAGACCUCACAGAGAAACUGAAAUUGCUGUACAAAAUGCACGUUCUGCCUGAGCUACCUCCUGAUCAAGAAGAGCCAGAUUCAGCUUUUGAAGCCACCCAGUACUUCUUUGAGGACAUCACGCCAGAGUGCACACACGUUGUUGGACUAGACAGCAGGAAUAAACAGAACGCAGAUGAUGGGUUUGUUACAGUGAGUCUAAAACCAGACAAAGGGAAGAAGGCAAAUUCCCAAGAGAAUCGCAACUACCUAAGACUUUGGACCCAGGAAAAUAAAUCCAAAUCGAAAAAUGCAAAGGAGUUACCCAAACUGAACCAGGGGCAGUUUAUCGAGCUGUGCAAGACAAUGUACAACAUGUUCAGCGAGGACCCGAAUGAGCAAGAGCUGUAUCACGCGACCGCCGCCGUGACUAGCCUGCUGCUGGAGAUUGGCGAAGUGGGCAAGCUGUUUGUUGCCCAGCCUGCCAAGGAGAGCGACACCAGAGGUCCUGAUGCCAGGGGCACCGCCCGCGGCCCAGGCAGCCAAGCCCUCCAGAACAUGCUGUUCCCCAAGAAAGGGGCCAACCAACCCUACUCCCCAGAGCCGGGCGAGCCGCCUCCUCCCAGCCCGGGCCCCGAAGGCGAGGAGCCUCCUGAGGGCGGCCUGGGGGGGCAGAUGGAAGACAUCAAGCUGGAGGACUCGUCCCCCCGGGACCACGGGGCCGGCUCCUCCAUGCUCAUCUCCGACGAUGACAGCUCUAUGUCCUCCUACUCGGUGCUAAGCGCGGGCUCCCACGAGGAGGACAAGCUGCACUGCGAGGACAUUGGGGACGACACUGUCCUGGUGCGCAGCGACCGGGGCGGAGCCGCGUCGGCCCUUCCCCGGAGCACCAGCCUGGACCGUGACUGGGCCAUCACCUUCGAGCAGUUCCUGGCCUCACUGUUAACCGAGCCGGCCCUGGUCAGGUACUUCGACAAACCCGUGUCCAUGAUGGCCCGGAUAACCAAUGCCAAGAACGUAAGGAUGAUGGGCAAGCCCAUCACCUCUGCCAGUGACUAUGAGAUCUCUGCCCUGUCAGGGUGAAGUAGGGGUCAGCGGGGAGGGAGGGUUUUUUAAGUUGUUUUGUGUUGCAGGGUUUUAUUUUUCUUGUCCUGUUUGGUUUUUUUUAAAUUCAGUAUUUAUUGGUACCUGGCCUGAGGCCUGGUAUUUUCAUAAUAUUAAGUAGAGGGUAAACAAUGGGAAAAUAUUUAAAUAUCUUAGGUACUCACUUUAUUUCUAUGGACACCACCAAACACCCAGAUUGCAGCUUCAUUCUACAACAGUUUCAAAAAGAUUAAAUUGCCAGCAGAAAAUGUGGAUUCUCAUGAUUAUGGCUGAGUUCGAUUCUCCCCUCUUUAGAGAAGGCAAAAAUUCAACACUGUGGGAUUACUUAAGCCCAGAGGUAUUGAAAACACACCUCACCCCUCAGCAAACCCCAGGCCCCACAUAGUCGCCCUCCAGACUCUGGUUGAGUCGAGCAUCAUAGUGACCUCACGGUUGACACUCUACAGAGGGUAAAGAUUCGUUCUGCGUUUUUAUGUCUACACCAAAUGGCAGUUAUUUAUGUACAUGUUUUUUCUAAUCAGACCAGCAGAGAGAAUAAAUGCUGUCAAUAGUGAGUACUUCAAAAUGGAAGAGACCUGGCCCCUUGGUCGGUUGGUUGGUUAGGCUCUUGUAAGUCCCACACCACAUCCUGGCGGGAUGGGUUUUUUGUGUUUUUUUUGUUUUGUUUUGAGUCGAGCUUGAAGAGGAAGUUUUGUUUGCUGAAGCAUUGCCUCACAGCCUUCCUUCCUUCCCCAGGGAAGGAAUGUGUGGAGGCCUAAAAAAAAUUGGCUGGGAAGCUCGAGUUCAAGUGGCAAAGAUGACCACUUUGAGUUUUUAGAAAAUUAAAGACACCCUGACUUCUCUGACAGCUGAAACUGCAACUUGCUGUUCAUCUCUAAGAUGAACUGACUCUUUUACCAUCCUCUUAACCUUUCCCCUAUAGAUUUAGGAAAUGAUGGACAUGUACUGCUUAAGUCCUUUUCUUUUUUAGUUAAACCACUGUAAGUAGGAGUAAUGUAAACUGAAACAAAUCUGCAAGAUGAUGUAACUGAAUGUUUUAAAAUCUUACUGGGAACAUGUCACUUUAUAUAAAGAAUAGUAUGCUGUAUCAAUUACCUGAAUGGUAUGUGGAAAUGAAAUCUAGCACACCUGCACUUUGAAUUCUUGCUUUUCUACAGACAUGAUUUUUUUGCUUAUUUGUCAUCACUAAAUUCAACAUUCCUAAAUGACUUGAUUUGCUUCUUCAAAAUGUCCUCCAAAGUUGAUUUUUUUCACAUCAUUGUAUAUUGUAAACCUGUUUUAUUUUAGCUGAUGCUGCUGUUUCAUUGUUUACAAGAAUGGUUUUAAAACUGUAAGGCAAAGUAGUGUUUAAUCAAAAAUAGGAUAAAUGUGAAUAAUAAAAUACACUCGGAUACUCA